Camellia sinensis is the source of this 1095-nucleotide messenger RNA. The record is from RefSeq and is a predicted model, not a curated record. NCBI's taxonomy places the organism in Eukaryota, Viridiplantae, Streptophyta, Magnoliopsida, Ericales, Theaceae.
AGAGAAAUCUGAAGCCACAGUUACACACCAUAAUCAAUAUUGCCUCUAUAAACAGUCCAAUCAACUAAGAUUCUUUUUAUUUCUUCAAAAAUAACUAGUUUCCUAAAUGAGCAAAUUUUCUUUUAUUCCUUUUAAUGUACUAAUGUUGUAAACUUGUCAGGAACCAUUUUUUUUUUCUACUCUAUCCUUUCCCAUAAUACUUCCAUCUUAAUCUAUGUUAUAUACUUGGAGAACUAAGGAAAGAUUAGAGAUAGACAACGUCAUAUGAUUUUCUUUGUAUGAUACACAUUGUGCAUUCCUAAAUGGAAUAGGUUAAUAGUACACAUGAUGCGUUUUAUGACAUAAAAAACCUUGAUCUUUCAUUUGUGAUCAGACAUGGACAAGAGUUGGAUUGCAUUGGGUAAGACACCUGAUGGAAGGAUGAGUCAGCCAUUUAUUGAUGGGGUGACAUCAUUUAUCAAAUUUGCAAUGGCAGUUGUUGACCAGGAAGGUGGUAUUGAUGCCUUAGUGGAAGAUCGAAUAAGAGGAGAACCCAACGAUGCACCCCAGAAUGAGGAAGUACAAACGUUUGAUAAACUAUUGAAUGAUGCCAAACGUGAGGUGUACUUAGGUUGCACAAACUACACUCUGUUGAAGUUUGUCAUCGAGUUGCUUAAUAUGAAGGUAACAAACCACUGGAGCAAUAAGUCGGUUAACACACUAUUGGAGUUUUUAACAAAACUUUUACCAAAAGAUAAUUUGGUUCCAAAGUCAUUUUAUGAAGCUAAGAAAAUACUUCGUGAUUUGGGCUUGUCAUAUGAGUUAAUUGAUGCUUGUAUAAAUGAUUGUGUACUCUUUUGGAAGGAAAAUGCAAGGUUAGAUAAAUGUCCAAAAUGUAAGGCAUCCAGAUACAAGAUCAAUCGUGGCAGGGGUAAGAAGAUUCCCCAUAAGGUGUUGCGGUACUUCCCAUUAACACCAAGGUUGAAAAGAUUGUACAUGUCAAGAAAGACUGCUGAGGACAUGAGAUGGCACAAGGAGAAACGUAUAGAUGACGGAGUAUUGAGACAUCCCGCUGAUAGUGAUGAAUGGAAGGAAUUUGAUGUGCAACAUCCUUAG